Encephalitozoon intestinalis ATCC 50506 is the source of this 1512-nucleotide messenger RNA. RefSeq names its product phosphoglyceromutase. Lineage: Eukaryota; Fungi; Microsporidia; Unikaryonidae. Bases 1 to 1512 code for a protein of 503 amino acids. The transcript has a single exon. The record is from RefSeq and is a predicted model, not a curated record. Gene Ontology annotation, molecular function: manganese ion binding. Gene Ontology annotation, cellular component: cytoplasm. Gene Ontology annotation, biological process: glucose catabolic process.
AUGAGAAAUGUGUGUUUGGUGGUGAUAGACGGAUGGGGGCAUUUGGAAUCAAGGACGCAGGGGAAUGCUGUGUCGGAGUCGGAGUGCCGUUGGAUGAGGGCUUUAAGCUGGGGACGUUGCAGUCUUCUUCUGCAUGCCCAUGGUAGAUAUGUGGGGCUCCCUGACGGGUUAAUGGGGAAUUCCGAGGUAGGGCAUCUAACUAUAGGGAGCGGGAGGAUUAUCGAGCAGGACAUACUAAGGAUAGAUCGAGCCAUUGAGGAGGGAAGGCUGAAGAAAAUAGUGGAUGAAGUGCUCCAGGGAGGCCGAGGUAGAAUACAUGUGGUGGGGAUGGUUAGCGACGGAGGAGUCCACUCACACAUAAGACAUCUGAAGGGGAUUUUGGAGUCUCUGAAAGGACGUAACGAAGAAGUGUUUAUCCAUUGUAUAAGUGAUGGGAGAGAUACAGAGCCACAGGUGUUUUUAAAGUAUCUUGAAGAAAUUAAGAAUUUCUGCCGGGAUAUUGGCACAGGAAAGAUUGCUUCUGUGGCCGGGAGGUUUUACUCAAUGGACAGAGCAAACAACGAGGAAAGAACAGAGCUUAGCUUCAAGACAAUGACAAGUGGGAAGGAGAUAGGAGAAGAUGCCGAGGAUUAUGUCCUUGGAAUGUACAAGGAAGGUCUGGGAGAUGAGACCCUUAGGCCUUUUCUUGUUGAUAAGGCCGGAAGGAUAAGUAGAGAAGAUACCAUCAUCUUCUUCAACUUCAGAGCAGACAGGAUGAGACAAAUUGCUUCUAGGUUUGCCAAGAACGGAAACAACAUAGUGACAAUGACCGAGUACAAGAAAAAUCUUAAGUCCAAGGUUCUCUUCGGGAAGGUCUGUGCGAAGAACACCUUGGCAGAGGUUUUGUCAGACCGCGGAAUAAGACAUACACACAUAGCAGAAAAGGAGAAGGAGGCACAUGUGACAUACUUCUUCAACGGGGGUAGGGAGCAGCCAUUUCUCUGGCAAAAGACGAUAAUACUUCCCAGCCCAGACGUUGAAUCUUUCGACACAGUACCAUCAAUGGCCUCGAAGGAAGUGACAGAGUAUGUGAUUGCAGAGAUUAGAGACGGAGUACCGAUGGUAAUUGCCAACCUUGCACCCCCCGACAUGGUAGGACAUACAGGAAACCUUGAGGCAACAAAGAUGGCUGUUGAGGCAGUGGAUGGAUGCAUAGGGACAAUAUACAGAGCCUGCAUAGAGAACAAAUAUACUCUAAUCGUAACUGCAGACCAUGGAAAUGCCGAAAGAAUGACGGAUGGAAGAGGAAACUGCUGCAAAACCCAUACAACAAGUAAGGUUCCUCUAAUAGUCUGUGGAGAAGAAGUGGGAGAAUUCUCUUCCUCAUGGGGAUACACAGACACCGACUACUCGUUGAGAGACAUAGCCCCGACUGUAUUAGAAAUAAUGGGAAUUCCCAAACCAGAUGAAAUGACUGGGAGGUCGGUGUUGGGAGCCUUCGGCCACACCCUUCCAGCAAGAGAUAAUCAGUAA